AGCCCAUAGGAGAGCUGGAGGAGGGAGGUGGUGAUAAUGACUCUUCAUAGCGCUUUCUCUGUGCCAGGCAGCGUUCUAAAUGUUUUACAUAUAUUAACUAAUUUAAUCUUCAUAAAAACCUUUAGGUAGAUACUAUUAUAAUCCCCACUUUAGAUAUGAGAAAAAUAGGCACUCUCUGAAGUUAAGUAAUUUAUUAGAAAUCACAAAAUUUGGUAGAGCUGGGUGGGAUUCAAGCUCAGGCAGUGGGUCACCUGUGGUGGACUGCGGGCUCUGUCCGAGGGCACUAGGCGAGAAUUCGGGAUUCAGACCGAGCAUCUUCAACGCCUGAGCACAGACUGAUGGGGGAAGCCAAUGAUCAGCUGAGAAGGUAGCCUGCGUAGUGUCCUCUCCCUAGGGUAGCCUGGAUCGCCCCUUCUAGGGAUGGUGCGCCCCCAGCAGGGUCUAGAGACGCACCAGCCAGACUUGUCAGACCAGACUCGCCAGUCUGGACCGACCGCCGGCGACCUCGGACCCCAUGGACCACGAUCCCUGCACCCUGCGCCCCUCACUCCUCCCAUCUGGGCUCAAAAUAAACAUCUGGUUUGACAUGCUGAGUUCUGAAGUAUGCUUGUGUGCAGGGUUUGGUGGGGGGCAGGAAGUGGAGACUUAGCAUCAGGACUGGGAGGAUUCUGGGCUGGAAGAGAUCCAGACAGAGCUUGGGGGCGGGGCUCAUACGCCCAUAUGCUUGUGUGCAGAUAGGGACCAGGGGAGACCUAGGGGCGCUUUGUCCUAAACAGAAAGGGGCACCCGACCCCACCAGGUUAAGUUUUAAAUCCCGCUUCCUUCCUCCACCCCAGCACCGGACCAUCUGCCUGUUUAGAUCUUCCCAAACCCAGGCCUUCUCCGCUCUCUUCCCACUGCCCUGACCCGGGCCUCGCUAGAGCCUCGACCUCCGGCCUCUGCUCCAGUCUCCUCUCCUGUCAAGUCUAGAGCUCCUUAGAUCCUUCCUAUCCGAACUCCUCCCCUGAGCAUUGACAAGUUCCAUUUUACGGAUAAGGAAACUGAGGCUGGGUACAGCUAAAUCACUUGUUCAAGGUCUCCAGGCUGGGUGACCCCACAGCCCAGGUUCUUGGCUACUACUGGGCAGCUGCCCUUCCGGCUAGGGCCCACUCCUCUUCUAGAAGCAAAGCACACGGAGUUUCACAAGACUUAGUCCAGAAAUGGAGAGAGGGCACAAGAUCUAAGGUCUCGUCUCCAAUUUACAAAUGAGGUAAAAUGCGGAUGACCAGAUCACGUUCGCCCCCUGCAGUUCGGAUGCCAGCCUCUCCAUCAUUUCCCACCCGCAGGACUCCCUGCGUCUAGCCACGCAGAGCCACGCCUCCGUCUGCUUCCGCUUCGGCGCGGUGCUUUUUGGCCCCAGCGGCCUCCGUAACCCCGCCCCCCAGAGAAGCGGUCCUCGAGCGCCAACUCCGCCCUCACCGGCAUGAAGCCCCCACAACGGCGGCGAGCUGCCCCGGCGCGCUAUCUGGGGGAGGUGACUGGCACCGCCGUCUGGGGCGUCCGCGAGAAGCGGCAGCUGCUCCGACUACUGCAGACGCGGCGGGGCCAGCCGGAGCCGGACGCCGUCGAGCUGGCCAGGGAGCUGCCGGGUCGGAGCGAGGCCGAGAUUCGAGAUUUCCUCCAGCAGCUCAAGGGCCGUGUUGCCCGGGAAGCCAUUCAGAGGGUGCAUCCAGGUGGCCUAAAGGGUCAAAGAUGUCUGGAAACACAGCCCCCAGCCCCUAUCGAGGUAUGGAUGGAUCUGGCUGAGAAGAUAACAGGCCCACUGGAGGAAGCCCUGACUGUGGCUUUCUCACAGGCGCUCACCAUCACGGCUGUGGAGCCCAUCAGCCUCCUGCACUCCAAGCCCUCCAAGCCCACACAGGCACGUGGAAAACUACUGCCCCUUAACACCCCUAGUGGACAGGAGAACCAGAGUCCUGAGGUUCCUGGCCCCACCCCUGAGGCACCUUCUGAACUCCUCCUGGCUGGCCCCUCUACUGAGGGAGACCUUGAAGUGGACUUUGAGAAGAUCUACAAGUACCUGUCAUCCAUCUCCCACAGCUGCCAUGGCCCUGAGCUUUCCGCAGCUGAGUCAGCUGUGGUCCUUGACCUGCUCAUGGCACUUCCUGAUGAGCUGCAUCACCUGCCUUGUGCAGCUCUGGCUGAGCAUAUGAUGGAUACAUACCUACAUCUGAUGGCCCCCCAGUCUGACCCCAGCAGUGGAAGCCUGGGACCAGGGGCUGAGGAUUGUGGAACUGGUUCUAGAGGGCAAGAGGAGGCCAGCCAGGCCACCCCUCAGGCGCCUGAGAAUGCCAGGCCCAGCAAACUGAGAUCUGCCUGGCAAGCAGCUGGGGUCUGCCCCCUGAACCCAUUUCUGGUGCCCCUGGAACUUCUGGGCCAGGUGGCCACCCCUGCGAAGUGAGGGGCCCAGCAGGCAGAGGACAUACCAGACCUCUGUGAACCCCUGGCCCUCAAUUCUGCUUAGGCUGGCACUGGGUAUUCAUGAGGAUCUGGUCAUAGUGGAAAGCCCCUGAUUCGGUGUGCAGUGCCAAGUGGCCUUUAAGAUGUUCCAUACAGCAGGGGGUCUCAGAAAUGGAAGCCCAAUUGUAUAAGAGUUCAGCCACAGAACUGAGGUGGGGGCAUCCAGAUGGCUGGGCUAAAACUACCAUCAAAUACUAUCCCCCCAUUGGUCCCUCCCCCUUCCUACAUCCUGUUGCCUAUGCCCUAUAACUGAAUAAAGUUGUCAGUCUGUC
Molecule: messenger RNA, 2771 nt
Organism: Miniopterus natalensis
Lineage: Eukaryota; Metazoa; Chordata; Mammalia; Chiroptera; Miniopteridae
Gene: SNAPC2
Product: small nuclear RNA activating complex polypeptide 2
Biological process (GO): snRNA transcription
Cellular component (GO): nuclear body
Molecular function (GO): RNA polymerase II general transcription initiation factor activity
Source: RefSeq, a predicted model, not a curated record